GUUUAGGUUAAAACUGGUAUACGUGAAACCAGUAAACUCACCUUCUGUUCAUUUCUAACAAAGUUUCCAACCGUGAAGAAGGACUGCAUGGCGGAGUCCACCGUCCCUAAGGGGGCCAAAAGAUCCGUUACUUCCGAGGUUGCACUCAGAGGCAAAAAAUUGGAGCAUGGAGAUGGAGAAGUAGUAAUAAUUGGGGGUAUGGUGUUGGACAUUCACGCUACACCUUCAGUGAGAGCAAAUUCUGGAACAACUGUCCCUGGCAAGGUCUAUUAUGUUAGAGGAGGUGUGGGGAGGAAUGUAGCAGAGUGCAUGUCAAAACUCGGAGCUAAGCCAUUCAUGAUCAGUGCUAUUGGGUUUGACAUGGCCGGAAAUCUAUUGUUGAAUCAGUGGAAAUCUGCUGGCCUAUCUGCAGAAGGUAUUUUGAAGGAUAAAGAUAUUGAAACUCCAGUCGUAUGCAAUUUAUUUGAUAUUAAUGGGGAGGUAGCAGCUGGUGUUGCUAGUGUGGAAGCUCUUGAAAAAUAUCUGACACCUGACUGGAUCUUGCACUUUAGAAAUGCUUUGCCUUCUGCUCCAGUGUUAAUGGUGGAUGCCAAUCUGAGUCUUCCUGCUCUUGAAGCUGCUUGUAAAAUGGCGGCUGACAUGGAGUGUCCUGUGUGGUUUGAGCCAGUAUCAGUUACUAAAUCCCGAAGAAUCAGUUUUAUUGUUGAGUAUGUGACUUAUGUUUCACCGAAUGAAGAUGAACUUAUUGCGAUGGCAAAUGCUAUAUCUGGUUGUGAUAAGUUUCAACCAUUUAAAGAAAGUCAGAAGAAAAAUAUUUCAGUAAUGUCUUUGUUUCAAUUGCUGAAACCAGCAAUAUGGGUUUUGCUAGAAAAUGGCAUUGAAGUGGUCCUAGUGACCGUUGGCUCUAAUGGAGUGUUUUUAUGCCAUAAAGGAGGGCCUCGCCACUUUAAAAAGCCUACAGAGAAAAUAAAUCGGAGUGGUUUUGGUGGACAAUUAUUCAACGCUUUCAUGCAAAAAUGUCCUCCUAGUGGCUAUUCUGGCUUUUCAGAACUUAAUAAAAGCUCCCAUUUUUUUGCUGUGCAUUUUCCAUCUCUUGCUGCGUCAGUUGUGAGGCUUACUGGUGCUGGUGAUUGCUUAGUGGGUGGAAUACUCACAUCAAUUUGUGCAGGAUUAGAUAUUAUGCAAAGUGUGUCAGUUGGCAUUGCAGUGGCUAAAGCUGCUGUUGAGGCUGAGGCUAAUGUCCCUAAUGCUUUCAAUUUAUCAGCUAUCGCAGAUGACGCUAAAUCUGUAUACUCCGGUGCCAAAGUUCUUUUCCACCAAUCGAUGUUGUAAAUUUUGAAUUAGGAUUAUGGUAGAUAAACAGCUUGAGUUGUGAUAUAGCAACCUCCUUUGCUCCGAAAAAAGUGGUAACACCAUCCAAAGGCUUAUCGCAUUGAACUAUAAAUUAACAACUAUUUUUUGUAUUUUUAUUAAAGUUUUUAGAUAUAGGAUUGUAGUUGAUGCACUUUUUUUUAACAUUGGUAUGCACUUCUGCACUGGCAUACUGAACUUGAUCAUGUCAUGAUGUCUGUCUCUCUGGUGAAAAAUUUCCCCCUAAAUUUUACGUUUUUACACUAAUCUAACAUAAUUUUCAGCUCAUUACUUAGCAGCUCCUCUUAGUUCUUCUCAAGAAGACUCUUGGAUAUGAUAACUGAUGUUGUUUGCGUUCUUCCAAUGAUAAAUGUAUGAAAUUUGGAUGAUGUAAGACUAUGAAAAGUCUCCUUUCAGUGUAAGAAAACACCACACAAGUUUUCCUAAAUUCAAAGGAAAAGUGGCCAACGAAAACAUGGGAUUUUCACAAUGCUGAGAAUCAACAAUCUGUUUUGCAAGUUUUUGCUAUGCAGUUUCGACGUACAGUCCUAAUUUCGAGUUACCUACUCAAAUAUAUAAUUGUUUGAAGUU
Vigna umbellata (rice bean) is the source of this 1941-nucleotide messenger RNA. Its product is annotated as pseudouridine kinase-like. Lineage: Eukaryota; Viridiplantae; Streptophyta; Magnoliopsida; Fabales; Fabaceae. Gene Ontology annotation, molecular function: pseudouridylate synthase activity; kinase activity; hydrolase activity, acting on glycosyl bonds. Gene Ontology annotation, cellular component: cytoplasm. The record is from RefSeq and is a predicted model, not a curated record.